AAUAAAUUAUAUUAAUUUAUAGUCAGGUGUUUCCGUACACUAUCGUUACACGUGAUCGAAGGAACACUAGAAGUUCUUUCCACUGUCCGGCAACUUCGCUUGAUAGCUUAAUGUGUUAAAGCUCUGGUCUGUUCAAACCGGUUCUUGUGGGUUCAAGAUUUGCAAGGUGAAAUUGUGCUGAAGUCACCAAAAACGUUGAUCUCCAUGGCAGGGGCGUGGCCAAACCCUGAAUUUUUCCUGAUAAAAGACAUUUCAUUGACUCUCAAGGAUGGUUCUAAGCUGGACGUGGACAGGUCGUUGGUAACCAGAGCGAUGCAAUAUUCGUCCACAUCAGGAUUUCCUGAACUUAUUAAGUGGGUUAAGGAUCUGCAGGAAAAGGUUCACAAACCGCCAACUUUGGAAAUCACAGACGAGAAUAAGCAGUUGGACAUCAUCAUUACAAACGGAAGUCAAGAUGGAAUCUGUAAAACACUGGAAGCCUGCGUGUCAGCUGGUGACAAUGUUCUGAUAGAGGUUCCUACAUACGCGGGCACCCUUGCCAUCCUGAAUCCGCUUAAGCCGAAGAUUCUUCCAGUGGAAUCUGAUAAAGACGGCAUCAUUCCUGGAAGUAUUCGCAGACACUUAUCAAAGUGGAACCCAGAGGAUUCCCAAAACCCAAAGAGCAGCAUUCCCAAAAUAUUACAUUGUGUGCCUAAUGGUGGAAACCCCACAGGAAGUCAGUUGACGUGGGAACGGAAGAAAGCUAUUUACAAACUUUGUCAGGACUAUGAUAUCAUCAUUAUGGAGGACGACCCGUAUUUCUAUCUUCAGUUCAGCAAGCCCUAUGUUCCAAGUUUUCUGUCAAUGGAUGUAGAUGGAAGAGUAAUGCGAUUUGACACAUUUACAAAAGUAAUGUCAUCAGGGAUGCGAAUUGGGUGUCUGAGUGGACCGAGGGCUUUGGUGAACAAAAUCAUCCAGCAUCAACAGGUGUCUGCAGUUCACUCCAGUGGGCUCUCUCAGGUGGCGCUGUUUACCAUACUCCAGGAAAUGGGUCACACUGGAUUUCUACAGCACUGUGACAAAGUGGCAGACUUCUAUAAGAGGCAGCGUGAUGCUUGUCUAGCCGCUGCUAACAAACAUUUGUCAGGUCUUGCCGAGUGGGUUGAACCUUCUGGUGGGAUGUUUGUGUGGUUAAAAUUACCACAGAUCAAGGACACAUAUAAGUUAAUAUGGGAGAAAGCUAGAGAGAAGGAGGUGCUCUUCGUUCCAGGCAACGCGUUCAUGAUUGAUUCGAGUGUUCCGUGUCAGUACCUGCGUUCUGCAUAUUCGCUAGUGUCUGCUGAAGACAUGGACAAGGCCUUUGAACGUCUUUCGGCAAUUAUUAAGGAAGAACUGAAACAGUAGUGAAUUAAAAUACAUGUUUAUUACACACUUAAGAGACAGAUCACGGCUUAAUAACAUCACUGGUCACUGAAAUGAGAAAUAUGAUUUUGAGCAACAUACAUCAUGCAAGUCAUCACGUUAUCAUGCUGAUUGUUGACACACAAAUCUGCUGAGAAAACCGGUAGUCAAAUUCAAGUUUAACUUAGCCAUGCUACCAAAAUAGUGAUAGAUCUACAUAAAUCAUAUUAAAUUAAUAAUGGAAUAUAUUUUCCAAAAUCACAGAUUCUGAUGAUUUGGCGAACAAUAGCUUAAAGCCUGAAAGUGCAUGUUAAAGAUUACAUUAUUACUGUUAACCAAUAGUAGUCAAAGUGGCAGCAGCAAUUUGCCUCGCUAUACAUCAAACAAAACGUCUAUAAUGUGCUGAGGUGUCAUUAAACACACCUGCAACAAGUUAGCACUGGGAUACGAAUUCAGCA
Gigantopelta aegis is the source of this 1838-nucleotide messenger RNA. Its product is annotated as kynurenine/alpha-aminoadipate aminotransferase, mitochondrial-like. The record is from RefSeq and is a predicted model, not a curated record. Bases 205 to 1383 code for a protein of 392 amino acids. Gene Ontology annotation, molecular function: L-kynurenine:2-oxoglutarate transaminase activity; pyridoxal phosphate binding. NCBI's taxonomy places the organism in Eukaryota, Metazoa, Mollusca, Gastropoda, Neomphalida, Peltospiridae. Gene Ontology annotation, biological process: biosynthetic process. The transcript is spliced from 11 exons.